Molecule: messenger RNA, 5029 nt
Organism: Eriocheir sinensis (Chinese mitten crab)
Lineage: Eukaryota; Metazoa; Arthropoda; Malacostraca; Decapoda; Varunidae
Product: G-protein coupled receptor dmsr-1-like
Exons: 8
Coding region: 2555-3982 (475 amino acids)
Biological process (GO): G protein-coupled receptor signaling pathway
Cellular component (GO): membrane
Molecular function (GO): G protein-coupled receptor activity
Source: RefSeq, a predicted model, not a curated record
AGUAGUGCGAGGAACAUUAUCAGCGCGAGGAACAUUAAUAGCAUAAAGAACAUUAGUAGUGCGAGGAACAUUAUCAGCGCGAGGAACAUUAAUAGCAUAAAGAACAUUAGUAGUGCGAGGAACAUUAUCAGUGCGAGGAACAUUAAUAGCAUAAAGAACAUUAGUAGUGUGAGGAACAUUAUCAAAGCGAGGAACAUUACUAGCAUAAAGAACAUUAGUAGUGCAAGGAACAUUAUCAGUGCGAGGAACAUUACUAGUACAAAGAACGUUAAUAGUGCGAGGAACAUUAUCAGCGCCAGGAACAUUAUCAGUGCGAGGAACAUUAAUAGCAUACAGAACAUUAGUAGUGCGAGGAACAUUAUCAAAGCGAGGAACAUUAAUAACAUAAAGAACAUUAGUAGUGCGAGGAACAUUAUCAGCGCGAGGAACAUUAAUAGCAUAAAGAACAUUAGUAGUGCGAGGAACAUUAUCAAAACGAGGAACAUUACUAGCAUAAAAAAAACAUUAGUAGUGUGAGGAACAUUAUCAGUGCGAGGUACAUUAAUAGCAUAAAGAACAUUAGUAGUGCGAGGAACAUUAUCAGGGCGAGGAACAUUAGUAGUGCGAGGAACAUUAUCAGUGCGAGGAACACUUAUAGUGCGAGGAACAUUAUCAGGGCGAGGAACAUUAUUAGUGUGAGGAACAUUAGUAGUGCGAGGAACAUUAUCAGUGCGAAGAACAUUAGUAGUGCGAGGAACAUUAACAACGAGAGGAACGUUAGUAGUGUGAGGAACAUUAUCAACGCGAGAAACAUAACUAGCACAAAGAACAUUAGUAGUGCGAGGAACAUUAUCAGCGCGAGGAAAAUAACUAGCACAAAGAACAUUAGUAGUGCAAGGAACAUUAUCAGCGCGAGGAACAUUAUCAACGCGAGGAACAUUAUCAGCGCGAGCAACAUUAUCAGCGCGAGGAACAUUAUCAGUGCGAGGAACAUUGAAUUAUCAGCGCGAGGAACAUUACUAGCGCAAAGAACAUUAGUAGUGAGUGGAACAUUAGUAGUGCGAGGAACAUUAUUAGCGCGAGGAACAUAACUAGCACAAAGAACAUUAGUAGUGCGAGGAACAUUAUCAGUGAGAGGAACAUAACUACCACAAAGAACAUUAGUAGUGCGAGGAACAUUAUCAGUGCGAGGAACAUUAUUAGCGCGAGGAACAUAACUAGCACAAAGAACAUUAAUAGUGCGAGCAACAUUAUCAGCGCGAGGAACAUAACUAGCACAAAGAACAUUAAUAGUGCGAGCAACAUUAUCAGCGUGAGGAACAUAUCUAGAACAAAGAACAUUAUCAGUGCGAGGAACAUUAUCAGCGCGAGGAACAUAACUAGCACAAAGAAAAUUAUCAGUGCGAGGAACAUUAUCAGCGCGAGGAACAUAAUUAGCACAAAGAACAUUAAUAGUGCGAGGAACAUUAUUAGCGCGAGGAACAUAACUAGCACAAAGAACAUUAAUAGUGCGAGGAACAUUAUUAGCGCGAGGAACAUAAUUAGCACAAAGAAUAUUAAUAGUGCGAGGAACAUUAUUAGCGCGAGGAACAUAACUAGCACAAAGAACAUUAAUAGUGCGAGGAACAUUAUUAGCGCGAGGAACAUAACUAGCACAUAGAACAUUAGUAGUGCGAGGAACAUCAUUAGCGCGAGGAACAUAACUAGCACAAAGAACAUUAGUAGUGCGAGGAACAUUAUCAGUGCGAGGAACAUUAUCAGCGCGAGGAACAUUAUCAACGCGAGGAACAUUACUAGUGCGAGGAGCAUUAUCAGUGCGAGUUACAUUAUCAGCGCGAGGAACAUUAGUAGUGCGAGGAACAUUAGUAGUGCGAGGAACAUUAUCAGCGCGAGGAACAUUAUCAACGCGAGGAACAUUAUCAGUGCGAGGAACACUUAUAGUGCGAGGAACAUUAUCAACGCGAGGAACAUUAUCAACGCGAGGAACAUUAUCAGUGCGAGGAACACUUAUAGUGCGAGGAACAUUAUCAGUGUGAGGAACACUUAUAGUGCGAGGAACAUUAUCAACGCGAGGAACAUUACUAAUGCGAGGAACAUUAUCAGCGCGAGGAACAUUAUCAACGCGAGGAACAUUACUAGUGCGAGGAACAUUAUCAGUGCGAGGAACAUUAUCAGCUCGAGGAACAUUAGUAGUGUGAGGAACAUUAUCAGCGCGAGGAACAUUAGUAGUGCGAGGAACAUUAUCAGUGCGAGGAACAUUAUCAGCGCGAGCAACAUUAUCAGCGAGAGGAACAUUAUCAGUGCGGGGAACAUUAUCAGCGAGAGGAAUAUUAUCAGUGCAAGGAACAUUACUAGCGCAAAGAACAUCAGUAGUGCGAGGAACAUUAUCAGCUUGAAGAACAUAAGGAGCGCGAAGAACAUCAGUAGCGCAAACAACAUAAGUAGUGCGAAGAACAGUAACAUUUUCAGUGCGAGGAACAUCAAGGGCGAGUGGCAGUGGGUCGGCGGUGCUGCAUACGGUUGCUGAGGGCCUUCAUACCUCAAGAACGUGUCUACGAACACAAAAAAGGCGACAAUGGAAAACAACGCGACGGACAUGCUGCUGCUGCUGCAGAGGGCGAUGGAGAUGAUGGGCAAGGACGCGGACCCGGAGGCGCUGAAGAGGUUCCUUAACAGUACGGACCACAUGGACGCCCUGCCCGACACCUACUACCAGCCAGAGGCGCAACAGUUCUGCCGCUUCGAGUUCAAGGAGGCGUACAAGUGGUGGCACUACCGGCUGACCCUGAGCGUGGCAGCGACGGGCGUGCUCACCAACCUGUUCAACUUAGCCACCCUCACGCGGCCCUACAUGGCCACGCCCACCAACCUGCUGCUGCUGGGCCUUGCCGUGGCGGACCUGCUGGUGGUGACGGAGUACAUCCCUUACGCCGCCUCCACGCUGCUGGGCGGCGAGCAGCUCGUCGAGGCGCGUGAACACGCCUUCUACAUCAUCACCCACGCACACCUCUCCCAGGUCUGCCACACGAUCGCCAUUUGGCUGACGGUGAGCCUGGCGGUGUGGCGCUGGGUGGUAGUGUGUCGGCCCCACGCUGCCGUCACGCUGUGCACCACGCCGCGCGCCCGCCGUCUACUGCUGGCCGUCUACCUCGCCUGUCCCCUCGUCACCAUCCCAACAUUCUUCCUCUACACCGUCGAGGAGAUCACAGUUGCCGACGCCGACGAGGACUCCUCAAAUGCCUACAUCGUUAAUUUAUCCUCCAAUAAGCUUCUGAAGGAGAUCACGUUACUGGUGCACAGCGUGGUGGUGAAACUGGUGCCGUGCCUACUCAUCACGCUGCUCAUCCCCGCCAUCGUCCGCGGAAUGUGGUUGGCCAAGCGGAGGCGGCAACGACUCCUACGCCGCGGUCACGGUCGCACCCCCACCGCCGUCACCGUGGCCGCCGCCGCCGCCGCCGUCCCCGCCACCUGCCCCAACGCUCUCCUGACAGGUGUGAUGAAGCCAGCGGAGCAGAGCAAUGUUAGGCUGCCCAACGGAACCACUACCACCGCCGGCGCCGUCGCCAAGCCAGCCAAUGACACGUUACAGCACCAUCGUCGAGACGCCCUGGCGAGCUUCUACAUGAGAGCGACGAAGCUUGUGUUCUCCUCCUCGUCCCCUUCACAACGAGAGACGGGGGCCACGGAGCGCAGCACGAGCAUGUUACUGCUAAUGAUGCUGCUCUUCCUGCUGGCCGAGGCUCCCAAUGGCCUGCUGACCGGCAUGGCGCUCUUCUACGGGCACAAGUUUUUCAUUGACUGCUACAUCCAGCUCGGGGACUUGAUGGACCUCCUCGCGCUCACCAACAGCUCCAUCAACUUCUUCCUGUACUGCGUCAUGUGCAAACAGUUCCGUGACACCUUCGUCGGCCUCUUCUGUUCUUGCUGCUCUCGCCGCCGCCCCGCCAAGAAGCCGCUCCAAACGGAGACGAGCCUCCCGCCCUCCAAGACCAGCAUGAUAUGAGUGUCUCCCCUCCCGGCUUGUGGCGCCUUGAGUUAGAAUGACGCGCAACACAGUGGGAGAGAUGCAGCGACAGUAUAGCCCCUGCCAGGGACAACAGGGCUUCAUGGUGGUAAGGGGAGGUGCAGGUUGUCGGGGGGCAGGGCUCUAGUGGGUUUAUGUUGCGUAGCCAUGGCUCGGGGCUCCACAAGUAGGCGGAGUCCUGUCGUUGCCGCAGCAGCCUGGGUGUUAACCUUUCAACAGGUAGGGUGCGAGGGGUCCCAGAAAAUGAUGUUCAUGCCGUUACAUUACAACCCAAGCGCGGGACCCCUUGCCCGCGGUACCUAUUAGGCCUAACAGUGAUGCGUCUAAGCGGCGUAAAUUAGGCUGACUGUUAAAUGGGAUUAGAAGGGUUCAGCGCAGGAUUAUGCUGUGCAAGGGUCACGGUUCAAAAGGGGACGAAUGUAUAAUUAACUGUAGUAAUCGUUAUUGUACCAGCGCGGCGCCCAUGAAGCCCCGGGCAGCAGCCCUGAAGCCUUGACCUACAUCCUGUCCUUGCGGCAGCACGGCCGGACAGGGCGACUGCGUAACUCCCGGGGGACUGUGUGUGCCGCCAUGGAGGCGAGGCACGUGUAGCUUGUUUGUCCCGCACGGCGAGGCGGGAUUCCGCGAACACCAGACACCCGACGCUAGGUGAUUGCUCUCGUGUUCUGCGGGACACACGGCACACUGGAACCCACGCGACAACGGUACUUAAAUGUAUGUAAUUCACCACGGCCUGACCACGCGAUGGACUCACGAUCGCCAGCCAAGAACCUCCCCGAACGAACGAGCUCACAAGUGACGGAGCUCUGGGUACUUCUGUGUGGUGUGAUGUGUGUGUGUGUGUGUGUGUGUGUGUGUGUGUGUGUGUGUGUGUGUGUGUACUGUGGAGGACAUGGGUGUACAUUCUCCACUGGCAUGAGUUAUUCUCGCAAGCUGUUUAGUUCAGUAAGUAGUUGUUGCCCUCGUCCCGUCACUCCUGUUGGAAAUGAUAAUCAGUCUCCAAAUAAAGGUAAAAGAGAAGCUUAA